AUGGAGCUCCUUGUGCUCCUUGCCGUUGUUCUCUUGUUGGGCUUCUUCGUCUCGAUCCGUCGUCGCAGCUACAGCGCUAACCGGCGUGCCCCUGCUUCUGCAGCUCCGCCGGCUGUCCAUAGGGUCCGCGACCCUGACGUCGCGCACCGCGCACUCGUCGAGGACGCCGACGGCUUCUCGAGCCGCCCGGUCAUGCCCUUCUUCGUGAAUCUAGCCAAAAUGCGCGGUGGCCGGCGCAACGAGAACAUAAGCACCGUGCCCCACGGCCCGCACUGGCGAGCUCUUCGCUGCGCCGGCGGUGCGGCAUUGGAGCGUGGAGGGGAAGGAGGAGGGGGAGGGGGGCCUGACCUGGGACGGGUGGCGGAGGGAGGAGCCGCCGGGUGCACCGCGUCCGAGCGCGACGCAGCGGCGAGAGAGGAGGGAGGCGGUGGCGGGGUAGGGCGCGGCGGCGGCGGGGUAGGCGCGGCGGCGUCGGGGUAG
Molecule: messenger RNA, 480 nt
Organism: Lolium perenne
Lineage: Eukaryota; Viridiplantae; Streptophyta; Magnoliopsida; Poales; Poaceae
Source: RefSeq, a predicted model, not a curated record